This is a messenger RNA of Anarrhichthys ocellatus (wolf-eel), 642 nucleotides long. Its product is annotated as extracellular matrix protein FRAS1-like. The record is from RefSeq and is a predicted model, not a curated record. The transcript is spliced from 3 exons. The annotation marks the transcript as partial. Lineage: Eukaryota; Metazoa; Chordata; Actinopteri; Perciformes; Anarhichadidae. Gene Ontology annotation, biological process: anatomical structure morphogenesis.
GCACCAGGAUCAGCACGUUCACUCAGGCCGAUCUGGUAUCACGCAGCAUCCAGUACGUCCACACCAGUGAAGAAGAGAAGCACGUCGACCAGUUCUCCUUUUCCGUGUCCGACGGGACUAAUGAGGUGGCCCAGACGUUCUACAUCACCAUCAAACCCGUGGACGACUCCCUGCCUCUGCUCCAGGUUCCUGGCAUGAGGGUCCAGGAAGGAGUGAGGAAGACCAUCACCGAGUUUGAGCUGAAGGCCACAGACGCAGACACUGAGGCGGAGUCCAUCGUCUUCACCGUCGUCCAGGCUCCUCGUCACGGCACCGUCGAGCGCACAAACAACGGGCAGCACUACCGGCAGACCGGCAGCUUCACUAUGGACGACAUCUACCAGAACCGCAUCAGCUACAACCACGACGGCUCCAACUCGCUCAAAGACCGCUUCACCUUCAGCGUGGCCGACGGCACCAACCUGCUCUUCAUGGUGGAGGAGGACGGCAAGGAGGUGACGGCAUGUGUGUGCGUGUAGAGUGUAGAGAGUGUGUGUGUGUACUCUGACAUUUUAACCACAACAGGAAGGCUAAAUCUGCAGUUAGAUUGUGUGUUAGUGUGUGUGUGAGGCAGCUUCUUGACAUUUAUUACUUACCAGAAGA